Molecule: messenger RNA, 3303 nt
Organism: Harpia harpyja (harpy eagle)
Lineage: Eukaryota; Metazoa; Chordata; Aves; Accipitriformes; Accipitridae
Gene: ARCN1
Product: archain 1
Exons: 10
Coding region: 171-1634 (487 amino acids)
Biological process (GO): retrograde vesicle-mediated transport, Golgi to endoplasmic reticulum; Golgi localization; endoplasmic reticulum to Golgi vesicle-mediated transport
Cellular component (GO): cytosol; COPI vesicle coat
Source: RefSeq, a predicted model, not a curated record
GUCCCUGCUCGCCUCCGGGGCGAGCAGGACACGCACAGCGGCGGAGCAGCGCUUACAGAGCCGCGGUGCCCCUUCGGCAGAGGAGCUGGUGGCCGCAGCCUUAGGUGCUGUUGGCAGCAGCCGUCUGCACAAAGGCGGGGAAGGCCAUUGUCUCCCGGCAGUUCGUGGAGAUGACUCGGACCCGCAUUGAGGGGCUGCUGGCGGCUUUCCCAAAGCUGAUGAACACGGGGAAGCAGCACACUUUUGUGGAAACGGAGAGCGUGCGGUAUGUCUAUCAGCCGAUGGAGAAGCUCUACAUGGUGCUGAUCACCACCAAGAACAGCAACAUCCUGGAAGACCUAGAAACACUCCGACUCUUCUCUAGAGUGAUCCCUGAAUAUUGUCGAGCUCUGGAGGAGAACGAGAUCUCUGAACACUGCUUCGACCUGAUUUUUGCCUUUGAUGAAAUUGUUGCCCUGGGCUACCGUGAGAACGUAAACCUGGCACAAAUUCGGACCUUCACUGAGAUGGACUCGCAUGAAGAAAAGGUGUUCCGAGCUGUCCGAGAGACUCAGGAACGCGAAGCGAAAGCUGAGAUGCGCCGUAAAGCGAAGGAAUUGCAGCAGGCCAGGAGGGAUGCGGAGAGACAGGGCAAAAAGGCGCCGGGUUUCGGCGGCUUUGGUAGCUCAGCAGUGUCUGGAGGCACGACGGCGGCGAUGAUCACAGAGACCAUCAUUGAGACGGAGAAGCCCAAAGUGGCACCAGCACCUGCCAGGCCUUCAGGUCCCAGCAAAGCCUUGAAACUUGGCGCUAAGGGGAAGGAGGUGGACAACUUUGUGGACAAGCUGAAAUCGGAAGGAGAAAAUAUCAUGACUUCAGUAGGCAAGCGCUCUACGGAAGCAGCCAAAGUUCUUGCUCCUCCCGUUAACAUGGAGAGCGUGCACAUGAAAAUAGAGGAGAAAAUUUCCUUGACUUGUGGCCGUGACGGAGGGUUGCAGAACAUGGAGCUGCAUGGCAUGAUCAUGCUGCACAUUUCCGAUGAAAAGUUUGCACGGAUUCGCCUGCAUGUAGAAAACGAAGACAAGAGGGGAGUGCAGCUACAGACUCAUCCAAACGUGGACAAGAAGCUCUUCACUGCAGAAUCGCAGAUUGGUUUGAAGAACCCGGAGAAGUCAUUCCCUAUUAACAGUGACGUGGGUGUGCUGAAGUGGAGGUUGCAGACCACGGAAGAGUCCUUCAUUCCAUUGACAAUUAACUGCUGGCCAUCAGAAAGCGGGAACAGUUGCGAUGUUAACAUUGAAUACGAGUUGCAAGAGGAUAGCCUAGAGCUGAACGAUGUGAUCAUCACCAUCCCCUUGCCGUCUGGUGUCGGCGCCCCAGUGAUUGGGGAGAUUGAUGGUGAGUAUCGCCACGACAGCCGGAGGAAUCUCCUCGAGUGGUGCCUGCCAGUGAUAGAUGCCAAAAACAAGAGUGGCAGCCUGGAGUUCAGCAUAGCAGGGCAGCCAAACGACUUCUUCCCAGUGCAAGUCUCCUUCAUCUCCAAAAAGAACUAUUGCAACAUACAGGUUACCAAAGUGACCCAGGUAGACGGGAACAGCCCUGUAAGGUUUUCUACUGAAACCACCUUCCUGGUGGACAAAUAUGAAAUCCUGUAAUGCCAGCCAUGGGGAAUCGCAAAGGAAGAAAUUUUUAAAUUUAAAAAAAAAAAAAAAAAAAAAAGAGGCCGAAGUUUAUUCUGAAUGUUGGGAACACCGCAGCCCCCUCUCUGCUAAGACGCGUGGCUCUGCCUGCCAUCUGCAGCACUCCUGGGUCACAGACAUUUUUGGCAGAGAAUUGACAUGCUUACGGGGGGGAAAGGCUACAAAUUUCUUUGGCAGAUUUUUACCAGCCGGCAGAAAAGCAAGAUCUCGGCAGAGAACCUGGCUUUGACAUGUCCCUUUCUCCCCUGAAGACGACCAGAGCUCAGUCCCAGAGCCUACCAGACAUCGUUCUCUUCCUUUUUGAAGCGUCACAUGCUGUUCCAUUGUUGGUGCUGCCAUUUUAAUUUCUCCUUGGCCUUUAACUCUCGUUUCUGAUGAUGAAAGCAGGCAUUAAGAUAACGGGCGUGGGGGCGCCUUGCUUCUCCAGACCCCUCCAUCUGGUAGAAGCGUAGCAAGCUGGCCUCAGUUUCAAAGGCGGGGGGGGUUGUGGGAGGGACUCAGUGCUGGGGUCCUUUCGCCCUGCAUGGUUACUGCUGUCUCUCUGGCCCUGCUGCACACCUGGGCUUGCCUCUCUGGCUCAGAGAGGGCUCUGAGGUGGCACAGGCUGCGGCUCCGGAUACUCUGGCUCCUGCCGCGGGGGGAGAGCGUCCAGAGGGGACUGUCCUGCGCACAGGCUCGCUGUCUGCUGCAGCUGCUUUUGGGCCAGGCUUUGGAGGCAGUUUAAUUAGGUUAGGACCAGCUGCCUGUCCUUCCCAGUGCCCUUUUGGUGUCAUGGGAGUUUGAUGGCUUUGCCUGCCUCCAUGCAGGCAGAUGUGGAGAGUGGGUUACUCGGCCAGCCUGGGUGUCAGGAUGUCUCAAAGUAGCAUUCUUUCUCAGCGCUUGCGGAUGGAGGAGGAAGGAAAUGCGGGCUUCCCAAAACCCGGGGGGGGGGCGGGGCCAGGGCUGAUGUGAGUGCGAGCAGCACCCCAGUGUGGUGUUGGCCAUCCCAGAGCUGUUCCUCCUCCUGCUGCAUCACAAGUGUCAUUUGCCUCAUCUCACAGACCUGCGCUCCCCUCAAAACUCUUCUCACCUGCUUGACUCGGGGUCUGUCACCGAGAGCUGAACUGGCCCCUGGCAAGGUCUGCAGGGGAGCACGCCAGCUGCUGCCAGAGGGCAUGAGCACGCAGAUGGAGAGCAAAUGCCCUAAAAGCAUGUGUGCUGCGCUCCCCAGAGAGCAUAGCUGUGAGAGCGAGUGUCUCUCGCUUCCCCUGGGGUCCUCUGCCAAAGAAGUUCGUGGUCUCUCCUCUGUCGGCAGCACUCGAGAGGAAAUCAACCCUGACCCUGUCCUGGGAGGGUGGGAGAGCAAACCCUGUUCCCUAGCAAAGUAGGCGACAAAUCCCAUUAAUGGGGUCCUGUGCGAGAGUUGUUUGUCUGUAUGAUUUUAAAAUGGAGUCGAGGUUGGUUCGAGCAUCCAAGGAGCUUUUUUUCCUCUUAAAGUCUUUGGACGGUAAUACUUCCACCGCACCGAGAUCGCCCCACUUUUGUAACCCUGUACGAUACUGGCCUAGGGAAUAGAGCACAUUCCAGUGUACGCGUAUGCGGAGAAUACCAAGUCUUUAAUCAAAUAAAGAGUAUUGUCGAAGGA